This is a messenger RNA of Fusarium vanettenii 77-13-4, 4092 nucleotides long. RefSeq lists its product as uncharacterized. The record is from RefSeq and is a predicted model, not a curated record. Bases 1 to 4092 code for a protein of 1363 amino acids. Gene Ontology annotation, cellular component: nuclear RNA-directed RNA polymerase complex. Lineage: Eukaryota; Fungi; Ascomycota; Sordariomycetes; Hypocreales; Nectriaceae. Gene Ontology annotation, biological process: siRNA processing. The transcript has 4 exons. Gene Ontology annotation, molecular function: RNA-directed RNA polymerase activity.
AUGUCGGCCGCCCUUCCGGCUUCCCGGAGGUCUCAGGCGCAAGAGGAACUCAAUCGCACAAUCCGGUCGCUCAGCUUUGACUUCCAGCUCGACCUUGAGCUUCCCGACCCGACUCUGUCGCCCAGUAAGCGCCGGCUACAGCGUCGCACAAAGGAGCAGGACCGCGCGGAUGCCAUCUACCGUCGCGCGCACUACCUCAAGUUCCAAGAUCCCAACCGUCUCUCGAGAUGCUUUGGCCGGUUUCGCGAACAGGCCGACGAGCACCUGAGGCAUUGGAUCGAAAAGCCCCGCGCCGACCCUGACACCACUCCAAGAGCAACCAAUGGCCCACAUCGUUCCCGCUUGAGCCCCGAAGAGCGGGCCGAGCUACAGGAGUUUCUCCUGCAGCUGCUUAAAGACGACAACCUUGUGAACCAACCGCGGGCGAGAUACUCGAAGCGUAAUUCGGAUGAGUUUCCAGAUCCCAGUGCAAAGAGAUACAGAAACUCCACAGAUGGUCCUGGCGCAGAGUCGCCCUGCAACAGUGUCGAUGACAUCCCAGUUCGAUCCAGCACUUCCAGUCGCUCAUUCGCGGGACGGCCCGCAGCUCACGACGCAGGUACAGCUACUGCUACCACACGCUCUGCCACACGGUCUAGCACGCACUCCAAUGGCGUCCAAAGUGCAACCACCAGCUUUUCCAAUUCGAAUGCUUUAUCUUUUGGGAAUAGAUCCUUCAACUCUAGCAAAGUUUCACUUGCUCCAACUGUCUUUUCUGCUGUCAAUGAUGAAUAUGCAGCCAGCACUCAGACAACUGUCAUGACCAACCAUUCAUUCAAGGAUCCCCAGACUUCGUUUUCUCGCAGCAUACGACAGUUCGAGUAUCAACCCCCUGAUGAGCCCGUCAAAAAACGUGUGGAUUGUGAACCGGUCCCCUUUUCGGUGAACAAAUAUGAACGUCAAGUGCCAGCCGAACCCGUUGAUGAGCCAGUGCUCCCGCCUGUGGUAUUCCCACCUGUGGAAAAAUCACGGCCUGUCAUCCGGCCUCAGGCCCUUGAUAUCAGAUUUGAGGCCCCUAUUCGAUCGAGCAGUCCUGCCACGGCCUACUCUAGCGUCCCAGAAAUGGCUGACCUGGAUACGCCAGUUCUUGGAACUCCAGUGUUUGCGAAAGAGCCGCCGUCGUGUGCCCUGAAUGAUCGGCUACGAAACAUCUGGCCCAAGUUUCCAAUUCCUGGAUUGAACCAUGCUCCUUUGAUCAUCUUGUGGGAGCUCACACGAGCCGCACUCCAUUGCCAGGUGGACUUGUCUCAAUGGGACAUUGAAUACAAGCCUAAUGAUAUCUGGCAUGAUCAGAGCAAGUUUCGUGGUCAGAUCUUGCUUUCUCAUCGACUUUUCGUGGGCCAGGGACUGCCUCCUGCUUGUGAACGAGCUGCCUGGGAUGCAGCCUUGGGCACGUUUGCAGCCCAAGACAAGACGGUCACCUUGCUUGCAGAGCUGGUUUACAACACUGAGGACUCUGGUCCAUUGUACCGGCUCAAGCUCCAGCCACCUCGACUUGAACUUGGACAUCGACUGGCUCGUCGAUUCGGCGCAGAUCGUUUCAUGGAGAUUGUGAUGCCGAGCCCUACCACUAGAGAUGCUCCGGACGUCGUCAAGCAGGAUGAAGGGGGGCCAAACAAAGUCAUAAGAUGGCUUACUGACAGCUCUCACUAUUUUGUAGGUCUCAAGGAUCCCAACCCUCCUCACAAGAGUAUGACGAUCAUGCAGGAGCGCGUCUACUUCUUUGCGACUGACGGGAUCAACUUCCGUCUCCCUGAUCAUCAGCAACCACCACAGGAAGAGGCCACAAGCCCUGGAAAUCGCACAAAGAUGCGACGUUGUGACCUCUUAAAUUGGGCCAUCGGCGUUGAACGCAACUGUCGGCAGCCCGUUCCGAAAUUGUUUUCUCGACUUGCUCUCAACCUCAGCAAAACAGUCCCCACCGUUGUGCUUGCCCCGAAUCAGUUUCGCCAUCAAGACACCAUGCUUGGCUUUCACAAAUACAUGAGAGAAGAAGACAAAAUAGAACAGCAAGACAUGGGUGAUGGUAUAGGCCGAAUGUCCCGAAGCCUUGCACGCAAGGUGGCGACUCAUCUUGGUCUUCUCGAAGCUCCUUGUGCGUUCCAAGCCCGUAUCGGCAGCGCCAAGGGGAUGUGGAUUGUCGAUGUUGAGGAUGACGGGCUUGACGACGACGAUUGGAUAGAGACAUAUCCUUCUCAGAGAAAGUGGGAGUGCGAUUACUUGGAUGUUCACCAUCGAACAUUUGAAGUCCGCGAAUGGUCCCGAGAGCUGAGACCGGCAGCUCUCAACCAGCAGUUCAUCCCAGUUCUGGAGGCUCAGGCUCCCCGACCCCGUCUCAUGCGGGAUGCCAUCGCCGCUCAUUUGGUCAAUGGACUUGAUGAAGAGAUUGGUGGCCAAAUGGCUGCCAUGGCUCAUCCCACCAAUCUUCGCGGCUGGACGCAUCGUGGAUUCGAUCGCUCGAGUGUUGGUCAUGUCCCAUUCUUGGGGGGUCUGCCAGAGCGAGAUGAAGACGUCAUUUCGUACCUGCUGGAUGCAGGCUUCGAGGCAACCAAGUGCCGUCAUCUGAGGGACCUUGUCUGGAGCAUGCAGAAGCGACAAGCAGAUCAGCUCAAAGCGAAGAUGAACAUCAAGAUCCCGCGAUCGACCUACGCGUACAUGGUUGUUGACUUUACUGGAACACUGGAAGAAGGGGAGGUUCAACUUGCUUUCUCUUCCAAGUUCCAAGCCGACGGCGAGUCAGACACACUACUGGAUGGUAUCGACAUUUUGGUCGCCCGAGCCCCGGCCCAUUUCGUCAGCGACAUUCAAAAGGUCAAGGCGGUAUUCAGGCCCAACCUUAAGCGGUUGAAGGACGUGAUUGUCUUUUCUUCCAAGGGAAAAUCGCCGCUUGCUGAUCUUCUCUCUGGCGGUGACUACGACGGUGACAAAGCUUGGGUUUGCUGGGACCCCAAAAUCGUCAGCAACUUCAGCAAUGCAGCCAAACCUGUUGAACCCGACCUUGUCAAGCAGGGUUAUCUUCGAAAGUCCAACCCAAGCUUCGAGUCAAUCCUGAGCACAAGCAUGGAUGUAGACAGUGCCUGCGCCGACUUUCUACACUCGGCUAUUUCUUUCAGCAUGCAGCCAUCCUACUUAGGCAUCUGUACCGUGUUCAAGGAGAAGCUCUGUUAUUUCGAGCGAGGCGUCAACAGUGAAAGAGCCGUGGCACUCAGCACGCUGGUCAGUCUUCUUGUCGACCAAGCCAAACAGGGUCUGCUUUUCACACGCGAGGACUACGAGCGGCUCAAGCGCGACAUGAAAAUGCAAGGCAAGGACCCCGAGUACCACAACGAUAGAAGCUCAAGGUAUACCUACAGAGAUGGCUCCAGUCACAUUCUCGACUAUCUCAAGUUUGAUGUCGCCGAAAACACCAUUAGAAUAGCGUUGACGAAAUUCUACGACGCUCUUCACGGCCACGAAGUAUACGCCUGGGACAAGGACUUGGCCCGUCUCAACGACGAGUUUGAGGCCCAAAAAGAAGGCUCCAGGAUCAUUAAGAGGCUGAUGGAGGUCCUGCAUGCCAAGGUCUCGGAAAUGACCAAGGAAUGGAAGGUGACAAUGGCCGGCAGCAAGGCUGACACUCAGAACAAUGAAUUUGGUGCCAAGGUUAAGGAACUCCACCAAAAGUGGUCUUCAUUCCAGCCGCCGGCCGAGCUGAUGACUUCCAGACAAGUCAAGCCUCUCUUUGACUCCUGGAAUGGAGACCCUUCGUUGAGCAAAUGGGAGCUCCUCAAGGCAUCGACCAUGUUCAAGCUCGGCUACAAGUUCGCGUAUACUAUGGUCUGGCGGCUUUCGGGCCAGCAGUAUGCGUGGAUGAAAGCCAUGAUGUCUCGUGGGGGAUCAGACGUGAGCGCCGUGGCCGUCACCGCAGAAAUGUGGAGUAUUCUUCGACCGGACAACAGGCGCAUCGCGGCGUUGACUGCUCGACGACAGGCUGGACACGAUAACGAGAGUCUGUCGGCGCUGGAGGAGGUGAUGGAGUAUGAUGACGACGGUACCCAGAUCGACGAUGCUUAG